Adineta steineri is the source of this 1265-nucleotide messenger RNA. The record is from the annotation of a GenBank genome assembly. Lineage: Eukaryota; Metazoa; Rotifera; Eurotatoria; Adinetida; Adinetidae.
ACUUCUCUUGAUCGUGAACAAUCUGAUCAAUAUAUAUUUUAUAUAAUUGCAUCAGAUGGUUAUCAUAUAUCAUCUCGAAUUAAAAUUCUAAUAAAAAUUCUUGAUUUAAAUGAUGAAACACCUCGAUUUAUAUUUCCAAAUGAAGUUAAUGAUACAUUAAUAAUUGAUCUAGGAUAUUGGAAUAUUAAUGAUUAUAUAUGUGAAAUAGAAACUCAAGAUAAUGAUCAGAUACAAACACAUACAUUAUUACUUAUUUAUCGUUUUGAUCAAUUAAAAAAUUAUGAUUAUUUAAUUAAACAUAGAAAUAUUCUUCAAUUCGAUACUAUUAAAUUUUUUCUUGAUCAACAAGGAAGAUUAUUUUUUAAUUCAACUAAUAAUUCAAUCUUACAAGAAGGAGUUUAUUAUUUAGCAUUUAAAAUUGUUGACGGACAUGAUUAUUAUGAUGAAAAAAUAUUAAAAUUAAUCGUUGUGAAAGAUUAUGAACGUGUUCAAACGAUUAUUAAACGAUAUGAUUAUCUUGGUUUACAUUUAAAUAAUCGUUUUGCUUAUUUACAAUAUCAAAAAUCUAAAACAAAUCGUACAUCAAUAUUAGAACAACCAAAUAAAUUCUUUCUUUUAAUUGUUUGUUCUAUGUUAAUACUUAUUCUUCUUGGUAUAACAGUUAUUUUUAUUUCAUUAAUAAGACGUAAAUCAUUAAAAGAAAAAGAAUUAUUAAAAACUCAACCAUCAAUAUCAUCAAAUUCUCAACAGCAAUCAAAUAGUUCAACAAUUAAUUUAUUAAAACCAUCAAAUAAAGGAAAUUUACAUGUUACAAAUUGUUUUGAUUACAAUGAUUCAACAUUAGUUAUGUUAAAUAAAGAUUUAAUAACAUCAUCAUCACUUUUGAAUGAUAAUUGUUGUUUAUUAGAUACAAUAAAUGAACAUGAUAUUUAUGAUACACAAAAAAAUAAUAAGACAUAUUCAUCUUGGAUGUUACCAAAUUCUAAUCAUCCUGAAUCUCAUUAUUCACAACGUAAUAUUGAUUCAUCAACAUUUCAUACAUUUAAUCAUCUUUCAAUGCGAUCACCAUCAACUUUAUCGAAUGAAUUAUGUUCACCAAAACGACAUACAUCUAUGCAACCAUCUUCAGAAUAUACAGUUGCAGUUGUUUCAUCAUCAUCAACAAAUAAUUGUUCACAUACACCUGUGAGUUCUGAUGAUGGAUUUUGUGGUUCAUCGGAUACAUCAGAUCCUUCACUUCCAAAUGGAAAUCAUCAUCUAUUAUC